UCUGGUUUCAGAUAGAAAGACGCAGGCUGUGGGCAUAAUAGUCAGCCCAUCCGGAUCCAUGGUUCAUUGUUCAUUUACAUAAAUAAAAUCCCUGCUGGAAUUUUGACCAUUAUUAUAAAUUCUUAUUUGGUGGAGUCAUUUUACAUCUGUAACUUACAAUUAGUCAGCAUUCAUUAAUUUUCUUAUUUUCUGCGACUUCGCAGUUCUUGCAAAUUUAAUCAGUUGAAUUGUGUGCAUUCACUAUACACGGUCUGAAAUGAAGUUAAGAAACCUACUACUCGUCGUUCUAAAUGUGGGCGUAUUUGCGCAAUUUUCACAAUGCGAAGAAAUUAUCUCAGAGAGAUUUAUGAACGGGAAAGUGUUUUAUCAUGUUAAAAAUAAUUCAAAAGACUUUAUAACCGAUAGUUUUGGGGACGAUGUCACGAUCAAAUGGUUUAAUCAAACUUUGGACCAUUUUUCCCCCUCGGAUACGAGAACUUGGUUGCAGAGAUAUUAUGUCAACGAUGCAUUUUACAAGCCUGGAGGGCCAAUUUUCUUAAUGAUUGGAGGAGAAGGGGAAGCCACUCAGAAAUGGAUGACCGCGGGGGCCUGGAUUAAUUAUGCGAAACAUUUGAAUGCACUAUGUUUUCAAGUUGAGCAUCGUUUUUAUGGAAAGUCUAAACCAACAGACGACCUUUCAGUAAAAAAUCUCAGGUUCUUAAGCAGCGAACAAGCCUUGGCAGAUUUGGCCACGUUCACAGUUGCAAUGAAGGAACAAUAUAAUUUUACUACGAAUAAAUGGGUUGCCUUUGGUGGCAGUUAUCCUGGUAGUUUGGCAGCCUGGUAUAGAAUGAAGUAUCCUCAUUUGGUUGAUGUGGCUGUAUCGACAUCAGCUCCAUUAAUUGCACAAUUGGAUUUCAAAGAAUAUCUUGGAGUUGUGGUCGACUCUUUAAAUCAGAAAAGUCCGAAAUGUGUUGGCGAAAUCUCGAAAGCUGUGAAAAGCAUGGAAGGUUUAUUGAAGCGACGAACUGGGUGGUGGAUGAUCAAGAAAAGUUUCAAAUUAUGUGACGACUUUGAUGGAACAAAUGCUAAGGAUAUUGCUUCAUUUUUCGAGACAGUUGCAGGAAAUUUUAUGGACAUUGUGCAAUACAAUGAAGACAAUCGUGGGUUUGAAGGCUCAAAAACGGCCAACAUCACAAUCGACACUUUAUGCAAUAUCAUGACUACAAAUCUCGAGGAAAAGACGGCUUUCGAGCGUUACGCGGAUGUCAAUGAUUUAAUGUUGUCCGUGUUUGAUAAGAAUUGUACUGACUUUAAGUACAGCAAAACUGUGGAUGAUAUGCAGAAAGAAAAAUGGGACUCGCCAUCCGCUUCAGGGGAAAGACAGUGGACUUAUCAAACAUGCACAGAAUUCGGAUUUUAUCAAAGUUCCGAUCUAGAUGGACAACCUUUCGGGACUGAAUUUCCCGUCAAAUUUUCCACUAGACAAUGUCAAGACGUUUACGGAAUUCAAUUUGACGAAAAUUUCAUCUCAUCCGCAAUUAGGUGGACCAAUGCGAAUUAUGGAGGAAAAAAGUUGAAAGUGUCGAAAGUGAUUUUUGUGAAUGGUUCAAUUGACCCAUGGCACAAACUUGGCAUCACAUCGCAAAAUGAGACAUCUUCAGAUAACGUGGUGAUUUUCAUAGAAGGAACUGCGCACUGUGCUAACAUGUAUCCUGAUUCUUCAAACGACUUGCCCCAAUUACGUGCUGCCCGUAGUGAAAUUUUGAAACUUCUCACGGGAUGGCUUCAGGAAUGAUAGAAGAUUUAGUAGAAUAAUUUCGCAUAUAUCUUAUAUUUUAACUUACAUGAAAUAUAAAUUCAUAUUACAAUAAAAUAAAAUAAUAGCCUCGCCUGAAAAAUAAAUUUUCACAAACAUUUUCAUAUUUA
This is a messenger RNA of Folsomia candida, 1908 nucleotides long. Its product is annotated as putative serine protease K12H4.7. The record is from RefSeq and is a predicted model, not a curated record. The transcript has 9 exons. The coding region runs from base 257 to 1777 and encodes 506 amino acids. Lineage: Eukaryota; Metazoa; Arthropoda; Collembola; Entomobryomorpha; Isotomidae. Gene Ontology annotation, molecular function: serine-type exopeptidase activity; dipeptidyl-peptidase activity. Gene Ontology annotation, biological process: proteolysis.